AUGGCGACUCCGCUAGAUGAGCUGCGUCAGGGAAACCCUGGAACAACAAGAUACAUCAUUGGCGCUUCUCGAAACCAAAAUCAGAACGAGCCCAGCCAGCAGACAUCGUCAAUGGGUCAAUUCAAUCAAUACGGACAACCAAAUCAGGCGAAUGGGAACUCGAAUGAUGCACAAUAUGACAGUGAUGCCAGAUAUUCCACGGAUAGUCGAACUGGGAGAAAGAGAUCGCUUGGCGGUCCGGGCGCGAGCGAGAGGAGCAGAUCAAGAACAAAUGGCAGUACGGGCAAGUCAUCAAAUACCGCGGUCCGGACCUGUAAAAAGUGCGGCGAGGCAUUGACAGGUCAAUUUGUUCGCGCGCUGGGUGGGACAUAUCAUUUGGACUGCUUCAAAUGCGCGGAUUGUGGACAAAUCGUUGCCUCUAAGUUCUUCCCUGUCGAUGCUGAAGAUGGAUCCGGACAAUUUCCGCUCUGCGAAACAGACUACUUUCGGCGCCUGGAUCUGUUGUGCUUUGAAUGUGGUGGUGCUCUGCGUGGGUCGUAUAUCACAGCACUUGAUCGCAAAUACCAUAUCGAGCACUUUACUUGUUCAGUCUGUCCAACCGUGUUUGGAGCGCAAGACAGCUACUAUGAGCAUGAUGGAAAAGUUUAUUGUCACUAUCACUAUUCGACACAAUUUGCACAGCGGUGCAAUGGGUGUCAGACUGCUAUUCUGAAACAAUUUGUCGAGAUCUUUCGCAAUGGACAAAAUCAACAUUGGCAUCCUGAAUGCUACAUGAUUCACAAGUUCUGGAAUGUCCGCCUGGCACAAAGUGGUCAAGAAGCGGACAAGAAAGACGUCAAUGCGCCUGUCACAGAGGAUGAGCGGGAACAAGUCAAAGAAGAUGAAGAGAAAAUGGAGGAUAAAGUCUACCGCAUCUGGAGUACCCUCUCUACUUUUGAAGAGUCAUCCGCUUCUUGCAUCUCUGAUAUGCUUCUGCAUGUUAGCAAUGGCGUUUAUGUCGACGGAGUCAUUGUUGCCCGGAAAUUCAUCUGGCAUGUCGACAUUCUCUUUGGAGCGAUCGAUUCUCUUGCAGCUUUGGUUGUCAAUGCUGGACUCAGGGAACUUGCCUAUGGUCGAGAAGCGAAACUUCUUUGCAAGAAAGUGGUGGCUUUUUUCACACUGCUCUCCAAAACUCAAGAAACAGGCGUCCGCAAACUUGGAGUUACUCAAGAGCUCUUGUCUUUGGUUACUGGUCUGGCCCACUAUCUAAAACUCCUUAUUCGAAUUGGUCUCCAAGGAGCCUUGAAACUGGAACGCGAACGAGGAUCCCCCGAAGGCCUCCACGCCUUUUUGGAUGAACUGGCCGACCUUGAGACCAUCAAAGAGCAAGAGAUGAAGUCACUUGAUCUAACAGAAAGUGUGGCGGGGCUGGCAAGCCAGGAGUCCGAUUGCUGCUCGUCAUGUCUCGAACCCAUCGACGACGAAUGCGUUAUGAUCUAUGGUCGGCGCUGGCACGCAAAGCCACCCCAUCUUACCUGCAGUGUCUGCCAACGGGAUUUGACCAAUAUCCUCUCCGAUGCGGUUUACAGCGAAAGGGAAGAGAAGGUUUACUGUGUUGACCAUUCUAGACGAGUGCCAGAUACGGUCGCAGGGUUCUCACACGUCACGAAACUACAGCAAUAUGUCUUUCUUCUCCGCGUGGCGUUGGCCAGAUUGCUGGAAGUCCUCAAGUCUGGCGGUACUUUGCCACACACUUCGGAUGAUCCAAAUCUGACACCGUACAACACUACCGAAGGUCAUCGUGUCUCGCCGACGGGUGAACAAAUCAACCCACAUCAGAAGAUGGGAUCACGAUCGCGAUCUUAUGCUGGUGCCUCCAGUCAACAGGAGUCUUCGCUGGAGCAAACGGUUGGUGAAAUGAAGCGACUUAGAUCCACCCGAAAUGAACGUACUCUCUCUACAACCUUCCGAAAGGCUCGUGAGUCGAAGGUUCUUUACGGACCAACAGGUGUACGCCCAGGAUCUGCAGGCGCAGAUGACCAGGAUGGCAGGAACCGUGGUGGGUUUCAGAUCGUUGAAGAGCGAGAUCUCGAUGGUAAAAUGCGACCAGAGUUGACUUUUGGCAACCAAGAUGGCCUCACCCUUGACGAUAUUCCGAGAAUUGUUGCUGCUGAGCAAGCGAAAGAGCAAAGACCCAAUGCAUUUCGACAUGCCGGUACCAACCUCAUUGGACGCCGAGGCAAUGAACCCAGAUUGGUUAAUGGCCAUCAACGGGGCACCUCUGGUGGCAAUGACCUCUUGUCGGGCGAACCCAAUCCUCUUCGCACCAAACGAUACUUUUCGGAGCUGUCUGCUCUUGAAUAUUUCAUUGUUCGACAUGUCGCGGUUCUCUCGAUGCAACCUCUCUUGGAAGGUGAAUACACUCUCGAAGAUUUACUGGGCUUGAUCGAAACGAGAAAGCAAACUUUCUGGGGCAAGGUCAGUCGGGCACUUCGCAACGACGGAAAGACCAAGAAGAAAGGUAUCUUUGGCGUCCCCUUGGAGACACUCGUCGAACGCGAAGGUGCUGAGUCCACCAAUGGUGUUGGUCCUGGUGCCUUGAGAGUUCCGGCCAUCGUCGAUGACUGUGUCUCGGCCAUGAAGCAAAUGGACAUGUCUGUCGAAGGAGUCUUCCGAAAGAACGGCAAUAUCAAACGACUUAAAGAAGCGACUGAAAUGAUCGACGCCAAUCAAACACCGGACCUCAGUCGCGAAAACCCUGUUCAAAUCGCCGCCUUGCUCAAGAAAUUCUUAAGAGACAUGCCAGAUCCGUUGUUGACCUUCAAACUGCAAAAGCUAUUCAUCAUAUCUCAAAAGAUCAGCGACGAAGAGCGCCGAAGAAGAGUCCUUCACCUCACGUGUUGCUUGAUGCCGAAGAGUCACCGGGAUACCAUGGAGGUUUUGUUCUCUUUCCUCAAAUGGACAGCGUCAUUUUCGCAGGUCGAUGAAGAAUCAGGAAGCAAGAUGGACAUACACAAUUUGGCGACUGUCAUGGCACCAAACAUUCUGUAUGCGAAGGAGAAGACACAGAAUGCCAGACAACCUCAAGUGCCACAAGUCGACGACAGCUUCCUUGCAAUUGAAGCGGUCAAUACCUUGAUCGAGUACAAUGACUACUUUUGCCAGGUCCCCGAAGAUUUGCAGUCGAUUCUCAUCGAUACUAGCCUCCAUGUCGGAUCUGCAGAGCUUACCACGAAGGAAAUUCUAUCGAGAUAUGGUCACAUUGCAAAAGGUCAAGUGCAGAAGCAAUCAGUGCAGGCACCUGAUGCUCCUGCUCGUAGCCCAGUCUCUGCUUCGAACUCGAUUGGCCCUGUUGCAACACGUGUUGAUGUCGACCCAUACCAAGCCACUGCGUGGCAAAAGCAGAGUUCCGUCAGACCUGUGCAAAAUAUGGCUUCAUCUAUCUCUGCUCCAACGAACGAAUUUGCCUUCAGCGCUCCAAACAGUCCAUAUGCUCGAAACCGAGCAGGGAGUUCCGGCAGCGCAGGCAGCCAUACCGGUACCCCAUCUGGACGACAAAGUUAUCAACUAAAACCGGCCGGUCAAAUGGGAGUUACAGGUUGA
Molecule: messenger RNA, 3582 nt
Organism: Rhinocladiella mackenziei CBS 650.93
Lineage: Eukaryota; Fungi; Ascomycota; Eurotiomycetes; Chaetothyriales; Herpotrichiellaceae
Exons: 2
Coding region: 1-3582 (1193 amino acids)
Biological process (GO): signal transduction; actin cytoskeleton organization
Cellular component (GO): cytoplasm
Source: RefSeq, a predicted model, not a curated record